UAUAUUUUAACAUAGCGCGUGUGAAAUAAGAAUUGAAAUUUGGAAUUUUAAAAAAAUUGGGUUUUAAUUAUAUUUACCAAAAGUAAAUGUUUCACAACCAAAAUCAAUAAUUUAUAUUUCAUAAUUCUGUAAGUGUUGAUCGUGAAAUAUAAAUAUAGUUGGAUAUUAAAUAACUGCCGAACAAAAAAGUAAUGGAUAAUAUGUCAACUCUUAACAAUAAAUGUGAAGAAAAUUCUUCACCCAAAAAUCUUGAUGUCGAAGUUGAUAAGCUAGCUGCUGAUGAAAUGACAUCGAGGGAUUAUUAUUUUGAUUCUUAUGCUCACUUUGGUAUCCAUGAAGAAAUGCUUAAAGAUGAAGUACGCACAUUAACUUAUCGUAAUGCUAUAUAUCAUAAUAAGCAUUUAUUCAAAGAUAAAGUUGUGUUAGAUGUAGGCUGUGGAACCGGUAUUUUAUCAAUGUUUGCAGCCAAAGCUGGUGCGGCGGCAGUAAUAGCUGUUGAUUGUUCCAAUAUUAUUGAUUAUGCCCGACAGGUUGUAAUUGAUAAUAGAAUGGAAAAUGUUAUUAAAAUAGUUAAAGGAAAAAUUGAAGAAAUUGAAUUACCUGAUGGUUAUGAUAAAGUUGAUAUUAUAAUAUCUGAGUGGAUGGGUUAUUGUUUGUUUUAUGAAUCAAUGUUAGACACAGUCCUCUUUGCACGUGAUAAAUGGUUGAAAUCGAACGGUAUGAUGUUUCCUGAUCGUGGGACUUUAUUUAUUACAGCUAUUGAAGAUAGGCAGUAUAAGGACGAAAAAAUUAAUUGGUGGGAUGAUGUGUAUGGGUUUAAUAUGAGUUGCAUAAGGAAAGUAGCAAUUACUGAGCCUCUUGUUGAUGUCGUUGAUGCCAAACAAGUUGUUACAACUUCUUAUAUGAUUAAAGAAGUUGAUUUAUAUACAGUUAAGAAAAAUGACUUGGAUUUUUCAUCACCGUUUCAUUUAGUUGUAAAACGAAAUGAUUUUGUUCAAGCUUUGGUUACAUAUUUUAAUAUCGAAUUUACUAAAUGUCAUAAACGUUUAGGAUUUAGUACUGCACCCGAAGCUGCCUACACUCAUUGGAAGCAAACCGUCUUUUAUUUGGAUGAUUACAUGACCGUGAAAAAGAAUGAAGAAAUAUAUGGCACAUUCAAAAUGAAACCCAAUGAACGUAAUAAUCGCGAUUUAGAUUUUCAAAUUGAAGUCUCAUUUAAAGGUGAUCUCUCUCAAGUUCACGAAAAUAAUCACUAUAGGAUGCGUUAAAAGCAUCAGACUAGAUUUAUGUAACAACCAGUGGUAUAUAAACGAAAUUUACAUAACAUAAAAUAUAAGGCAUAAACCUAUAACUACGCAUAAUAUAUAAUUGAAUUUUUAUGAUUAAGUUAGACGUAGUUACCUUUAUCAAAUAAGGGAUCUUUGUUCCUUAAAAGAAAAUAAUAUUUUUUGAAUUCAA
Molecule: messenger RNA, 1458 nt
Organism: Condylostylus longicornis
Lineage: Eukaryota; Metazoa; Arthropoda; Insecta; Diptera; Dolichopodidae
Gene: Art1
Product: protein arginine N-methyltransferase 1
Exons: 2
Coding region: 192-1268 (358 amino acids)
Biological process (GO): peptidyl-arginine methylation
Cellular component (GO): nucleus
Molecular function (GO): protein-arginine N-methyltransferase activity
Source: RefSeq, a predicted model, not a curated record